AUGCCUGAAAAGAGCUUGUCGGCCGUCGGGCCCGACAAGUCUGCGUCUGCCAAGUCCAAGGGCGAUGCAAUGAAGGAUGCGCGCGCGAAGGAAUCGCAACCCUCAUCUGCAGUCAAGUCCGAAACAACUCCCUCUGGUAGUCAUUCCAGCCCCAAGAAACGCCGCAAGCUUGCGUUUAUUGUCGUCGCUCGAGAACCCACAAAACGCUCUAGGGGCGACCAGGAGCAUUCAGCCGCAGACGAGGAAGGAUCGUCCAACGAGUUGACCAGCGUCCAAGGUAUGCCUCGGAAUGUUGACGUCCCCGAUGCUGCCGGCCAGCAAACAUUUCCAGACGGUACCAUCGGAAUUCCGCCUUCCUCGGUGCAGCCAGCGAAUCUUUCUACGCCUAGUCAAGGCCUCGAUGCCAAUUCCCAGCAGUGCGGAGGACAGAACCAGUUUCAGGAUAUGCACUCGCUUCAUCCGUCGUACAUGUUUAAUGCGCCCGAAGUCACCAACGAGUACAAUUUACUCGGCGAUUUCCUCAGCAACAGCUUACUAGAUGACGGUACAAUUUUCAACCAGGAAGCUCCGGGGAUCUACUCCGAUCCAUCAUUGAUGAACUCAAUGAACAAUAUGAACAUGCCAAAUGGAUUGCAACCGCAAACGCAACUUCCACCACCGGCCGUCCCGCCAGGAGACACAAUUCAUCGUCCUACCGCUGCAGUGGGCAAUGACAAAGCUCGGGAGACAUACUACAUGACUGCAGCUGAUCCAUCUGGAUCAGAUCCACCGGAGGAGCGUAUGAACAAACUUCUCAAAGCCAAGUAUGAUGCUGGGCUACUCAAGCCCUUCAACUACGUCAAAGGCUAUGCCAGACUCAACCAGUAUAUGGAAAAGAACAUGCAACAACUGUCUCGACAAAAGAUUCUCCGACAACUAGACAAGUUCCGUCCUAAGUUCCGUGAGCGCAUGCAGAGUUUGACAGAUAUCGAGUUGAUUCUGGUAGAAAUGUGGUUUGAACGCAGUCUCAUGGAAUAUGACCGAGUUUUCGCUAGUAUGGCCAUUCCAGCCUGCUGUUGGCGACGAACAGGCGAGAUCUUCCGUGGUAAUAACGAGAUGGCGCAAUUGAUUGAUGUGCCCAUAGAAAGUUUACGCGAUGGAAAACUUGCCAUUCAUGAGAUCAUCGUCGAGGACCAGCUAGUUAGCUACUGGGAGAAAUUCGGGGCUAUUGCCUUCGACAACACUCAGAAAGCUAUGUUGACUAGCUGUACGCUAAAGAGCCCGAAUGGAUCUGGUGAGGGCAUUCAAUGCUGUUUCUCGUUUACUAUCCGGCGGGAUAAUCACAACAUCCCCUCUCUCAUCGUUGGCAACUUUCUUCCCACUCAGCGGAUACAUAAGUAG
This is a messenger RNA of Penicillium angulare, 1380 nucleotides long. RefSeq names its product gluconeogenesis transcription factor RDS2 (gene acuM). NCBI's taxonomy places the organism in Eukaryota, Fungi, Ascomycota, Eurotiomycetes, Eurotiales, Aspergillaceae. Gene Ontology annotation, cellular component: nucleus. Gene Ontology annotation, molecular function: RNA polymerase II transcription regulatory region sequence-specific DNA binding. The transcript is spliced from 6 exons. The coding region runs from base 1 to 1380 and encodes 459 amino acids. The record is from RefSeq and is a predicted model, not a curated record.